This is a messenger RNA of Paraglomus brasilianum, 486 nucleotides long. The record is from the annotation of a GenBank genome assembly. NCBI's taxonomy places the organism in Eukaryota, Fungi, Glomeromycota, Glomeromycetes, Paraglomerales, Paraglomeraceae.
AUGUUCUGUUCAGCCACGGGAUUUAUCGGAACACCAAUCACUGAUAUUUCUCGAUUUACAGCGGAUAAGCUUAUUCCGGAUUCGUCCUCCUCGCGUAUAAAAAUCACAUUUUCUGCAAAUACGUCGCAAGCACUCCAAUGGAAAUUUGUUCCAGAACAGCGUGAAGUACAUGUACUUCCUGGAGAAACGGCUCUGGCGUUCUAUAAAGCAAAGAAUAUGUCACAGGAAGAUAUUAUUGGAAUAGCUACAUAUAACGUAACACCUGACAGAGCGGGGCAAUAUUUCAACAAGAUACAAUGCUUUUGUUUUGAAGAGCAGAAGUUGAAAGCUGGCGAGGAAGUUGAUAUGCCCGUGUUUUUCUUUCUAGACCCUGAGAUUGCAAAGGAUCCGUUUACAAAAAAUAUCAGGACCGUUACUUUAUCUUAUACGUUCUUCAAGGCACGAUAUAAUAGUAAAGGGUCUCUUGUGCCGAUUCCCGUAAAAUAA